UUGAUUAUCAGCGAACCGAUAAGCGUUUUUUUGUAGUCACGAUUCAUAUAUUUAAUAUUUAUUAGUGGAUAUUCGUUGGCCUAUACUAUGGAUAUGAAGUUAUUGGUAUAUCUAUUAUUUCUAUAUGGUAAUGUAAUUUCCAUAAUGUGCAUGAUGAUACCGAGAACCGAUGUUGGAACUAUUCAAAUGAUGUCUUCACAAAGAGCUCGUCGUCAAAUUGAUAUAAAUUUGUCAGCUGAACAUGAUGAGAAUAACGACGAAACAGAAAUUGCUCUAGAAGCUAUAGCCAAUUUGUGGCGUAGUGCUGAUAGCAAAACACAGAUCGAUGGGUCAGCCAAAGUGAUACACAACAGCAAUUCCAUGAAUUCCGGAAAUACACGUUUUUCAGGACGUUUACAUGUUCAUCACGACUAUAGGAAAAAGUGAUCGUUCGUCGUAAAAAUUAUCGUUUCCAAAUUAUUUAAAAUAUAAUGUACAUACAUAUAUAAUAAUACACCCUCACAAAAGUUUGCAUGAUCAUUUAAAAAAUUAUAGUAUAUACACAUAUUUAUGUAUUUAUGUCAAAUUGCCGUCACCGUUAUCAAUAAAGAGAUAAGACAUAACGUAAACACAUCUCUUAUGUAUACAUAAAUAAUGUCCGAUGGUCUUUCAAUCUAAGGGUGUGUUUUGAAUUAGUUGGAUAUCUUUUAAAAACAAUGAAAGGACUAACGUCACCAUAUAUUCUUAUAUUAAUGCUGAUGUAUUCUGCAGCAAUGCGUCAAAAGUUGUAUGACGAAAAACCACAUCUAGAGCAUCUUCAAAGAUAUCAUCGUCAGUUGGAUCUAACAUUAAGUGCUGAUCACGACAGCCGUCGGCAAAAUACGGACUUAUCGCUAGAGGCAUUAGCCAACCUUUGGCGCAGUGUAGACCGUAAAACGUCUGUUGAUGGAGGAAUUAAGUUGGUCCACAGCAAAAACAAUUUUGAAACGGAUAGCACAAAAUAUUCCGCUCGUCUUGAUGUGAAAUUUGAACUUGGAAAAAAGUAAAAAUUGCAUCUACAUACAUAUAUGUAUGUAUAUAUAUUGUAAAAUA
This is a messenger RNA of Bactrocera tryoni, 1071 nucleotides long. RefSeq lists its product as uncharacterized. The record is from RefSeq and is a predicted model, not a curated record. NCBI's taxonomy places the organism in Eukaryota, Metazoa, Arthropoda, Insecta, Diptera, Tephritidae. Bases 88 to 426 code for a protein of 112 amino acids. The transcript has a single exon.